UAUAAUUCAACAUCAAUAGUGCCCUGAGAUUAUUGUCUUUGUAUAGAGUAGACUGUUUUAUCGGCAGAUUCGUAUCGGCAUCAGAUUAAUCCAAAUUGUUUGAACGUUGAGCAUUAUGAUUGGCGAGUUUGAGGACUUAGACAUCUUCCAUGACUGCCGCAGUGACGACGAGGAGAAUCCAGAUGUGCAAGUGGGCGGUGGUGAUGAAGUGAUCUGCAAGCAAGCGCCUCGAUUCGACGAUCCUGUCCAGAUUCGGGCCGUUUUGGAGCGGGCAGCCACUGCCACCCAGCGGUUGCUGAGGUGCUACGGAGGCACUGAUUGCGUGCCAACUCGUCCUUUGAUGACACUUUUCUAUCCGGCCACCCUGGAGGUCAGUGCCCGUCUGCACACGGACGACAAGUGUCCUUGCCCCAAGGACAGGCAGUGCAAGUUGAUUGGCGACCCAGUGACCCUGAGGUUGCCAAUCGAACUGAAUCCGGAAAGCGGCCAGGUGAAAGUCAACAUCUUCCAGCCCAAGUCGAUUGGCACAUUUUGUGGAUGCAAUGCACCUGGAAAUCAGAACAAGUCGAAGAGCAGGAGAUCGAGUGUAAAGUGGUCCAACAAGGAUGAAGUAUGUCCCGAUUGCCAGGAAGCUAAUCAAGCCUCGUGAAUUUUAAACUUAUCAAGAGCCACAUUAUGUUCACUUAGUUGUUUUUUCUCGAAAUUCAUUGGUGACUAAAUUGGAUUUUGUUUGAAAAA
Molecule: messenger RNA, 738 nt
Organism: Drosophila simulans
Lineage: Eukaryota; Metazoa; Arthropoda; Insecta; Diptera; Drosophilidae
Exons: 1
Coding region: 116-649 (177 amino acids)
Source: RefSeq, a predicted model, not a curated record